Salpingoeca rosetta is the source of this 3957-nucleotide messenger RNA. RefSeq names its product myosin IE. The coding region runs from base 304 to 3492 and encodes 1062 amino acids. Gene Ontology annotation, molecular function: actin filament binding; microfilament motor activity; ATP binding. The record is from RefSeq and is a predicted model, not a curated record. Gene Ontology annotation, biological process: actin filament organization; vesicle transport along actin filament. NCBI's taxonomy places the organism in Eukaryota, Choanoflagellata, Craspedida, Salpingoecidae. The transcript has 27 exons. Gene Ontology annotation, cellular component: myosin complex; cytoplasm; plasma membrane.
GGUUUGUUUUUUUUUUUUUGUUCGCCGCUACUCACUCUCACACACGCGUCUGCGAGCAAUCCACACACACAACCACACAAACCACACGCAGCGCGUCUGUGUUGUUGUUGUUGUUUGUCAUUGUGCUCCCUUCCUUCCUGUCAAGAAAGGGGACUGUCCUUCGCCGCUGGAAUUAGCUACCAACAACAGCCAAGUGCUGGCUGACUUUCCCUGCAAACCAAGCCAAGCAAAGCAAAGCACACAGAAGCAAGUCCAACACCAACCCCAGCGUCGGGAGUUUAAGCACCCAAACAACAACCAGCCAUGCCACCCCACUGGCAAAGCAAGACGAAACAGGCCAGCUCUGGCGUCGAGGACAUGGUCCUUAUCUCCAAGAUCAACGAAGACGCCAUCUGUGACAACCUCAAGAAGCGCUACAUGGACGACCUCAUCUACACUUACAUCGGCCCUGUGCUCAUCUCCGUCAACCCAUUCAAGCAGAUGCCUUACUUCACGGACAAGGAGGUUGAAAUGUACCAAGGCGCCGCCAUCUACGAGAACCCGCCGCACGUGUACGCGCUGACGGAUGACUGCUACAGAAACAUGCUCAUUGACAGCGAGAACCAAUGCGUCAUCAUCAGUGGCGAGAGUGGCGCGGGCAAGACGGUUGCGGCCAAGUUCAUCAUGGGGUACCUUGCCAAGGUCUCUGGCGGCGGCGCCGAUAUCCAGCGGGUGAAAGACGUCAUUCUCGAGUCGAACCCGCUCCUCGAGGCGUUUGGCAACGCAAAGACCGUCCGCAACAACAACUCCUCCCGCUUUGGCAAGUACAUUGAGAUCCAGUUCAGCCGCGCAGGCCAGCCCGAUGGCGGCAAGAUCUCCAACUUCCUGCUUGAGAAGUCGCGCGUUGUGUCGCAAAACCCGGAGGAACGCAACUUCCACAUCUUCUACCAGCUGUGUGCCGGCGCCUCGGAGCACCAUCGCCAAAACCUCGGCAUCAGCUCCCCAGACUACUACAACUACCUCAACCAGUCUGGGUGCGACCGGGUGCCCGGCAUCGACGACGUGGCCGACUUCAACGAGACGCAGCGCGCCAUGGCUGUCAUGAACAUCUCCGACGACUACCAGUGGGAGGUGCUGAAGGUCGUCGCGUCCAUCCUGCACCUCGGCAACAUCACCUUUGUUGAGAGCGGAAACUACGCCCAGGUGGCGGACGACAGCUUCCUUGAGUUCCCGGCCUAUCUCCUCGGCGUGGACGUCGGCCUGCUCAAGGCCAAGCUCCUCACCCGCAUCAUGGAGAGCAGGUGGGGCGGCAAGACAGAAACCACAACCGUCACCCUCACCGUCGAACAGGCUGCGUACACGCGCGAUGCGCUUGCAAAGGCGCUGUACGCCCGCCUCUUCGACUACCUCGUCAACUCCGUCAACGCCGCAAUGGCCAAGGAGAAGGUGGAGCUCAGCAUUGGCGUGCUGGACAUUUACGGCUUUGAGAUCUUCAACAACAAUGGAUUUGAGCAGUUUUGCAUCAACUUUGUCAACGAGAAGCUGCAGCAAAUCUUCAUCGAGCUCACACUCAAGGCGGAGCAAGAGGAGUAUGUGCGCGAGGGCAUUUCGUGGAAGCCAAUUGAGUUCUUCAACAACAAGAUUGUGUGCGAUCUCGUUGAAGAGAAGCGUCCACCAGGCAUCAUGUGUGUCCUUGACGAUGUUUGCGCUACCCUCCACGCCCAGACGGAUGGCGCCGACUCGAAGCUGCUGGAGAAGCUCAUCGGUGCCGUCGGAACCCACCAGCACUUCAACAGCUUCACCGGCGAAACCGCCCCGCUCGCGCACGAGCAUGGACGAGAGCAGCACGGCUUCUGCGAGCGCAACCGCGACUUCAUCCUGCCGGAUCUCCUACAGCUCAUCCAGUCCUCCACGGAUGGUUUCAUUGUUGCGCUGUUCCCCGACGAUCCAAACCCGACGGACAAGCACGGGCGCAAGAAGAAGCAGGCCACCGCUGGCGGAAAGAUCAGGACACAAGCAAACCUGCUGGUUGACAAGCUGAUGCAGUGUGCACCGCAUUACAUUCGCUGCAUCAAGCCGAACGAGACGAAGAAAGCCCACGACUGGGACCGCAGCCGCUGCCUUCAUCAGGUGCGGUACCUGGGUCUGCAGGAGAACAUUCGCGUGCGCCGCGCCGGGUUCGCGUACCGUCGCGAGUUUGAGAAGUUCCUCACCCGCUACGCCAUCCUCACAAAGGAGACGUUCCCGCGCUGGCACGGCGACCCGAAGCAAGGCAUCCACCACCUGAUGGACUCUGUUGCGAUGGACCGUGACCAGUGGCAGCUCGGUGUGUCCAAGGUCUUCAUCAAGAACCCCGAGUCGCUGUUCCUGCUGGAGGAGGUUCGCGAGCGCAAGUUUGACGCGUAUGCGCGCAAGAUCCAGACGACCUACCGCCGCUGGAAGGCCCAGCAGUACUACGAGGAGCUCAAGCAGAAGGCGUCUGACAUCCUGAUGCACAAGAAGCAGCGGCGGUAUGGCACCAUCAACCGCAACUUUGUUGGCGAUUACAUUGGCUACGGCGACAACCCGUCACUUCGCGCCCUCGUUGGCAAGAAGGAGCGCGUUGAGUUUGCGUACACGGUUGUCAAGUACGACCGCCGGUUCCGCCCGCAGAAGCGCGACCUGCUGCUGACGGCCAAGGCCAUCUACAUCAUUGGCCGCGAGAAGCAGAAGAAGGGCCCGAACAAGGGCGAGGUGCUCGAGGUUGUCAAGCGCCACAUCGAAAUGACAAACAUCGGCAGCGUCUCCCUCAGCACCAAGCAGGACGAUUUUGUGAUUCUGCACGUGCCGUCCGAGUACGACACGCCCAUGGAGAUGGUGUUCAAGACAGAGUUCCUGACCCUGCUCGCCGAGAAGUACGAGGCUGCGACUGGGCGGAAGCUGCAGACGCACUUCAGCGACCGGCUCACCUUCCAGCUGAAGAAGGAGGGCUGGGGCGGCGGUGGCUCGCGCGAGAUUGAGUUUAUGGAAGGCCAGCACUGGCUGGUGAAGCCGAGUGGCAAGAAGCUCCUCGUCUACUCUCCCCGCGGUCUCCCCGCAGACUCAACUCCCGGGUCGCACCACUUUGCCGGUCGCGGCGGCGGUGUGUCGCACAUGCGCCAGCCGCAACAGCAACGGGCGCCCAUGCAGCAGCGCCAACCACAGCAGCAGCAGUACAACUACCAGCAGCAGCAGCAGCAACCACAGCAGGCUUACCAACAACCAGUGCAAGCUCAGGCCCAACGCAAGGUCAAGAAGAAGGCGCCACCACCACCGGGCAAGGGCCGGCGCAAGCCGCCACCACCAAAGCCGAAACUGCCACAGGCGCGGGUGCUGUACGAUUACGACGCGCAGGACGCAGACGAGCUCACCAUCCGCUUCAACGAAACUGUCUCCAUCGUCCGCAAAGAUCCUUCUGGCUGGUGGCAGGGACGCCUGCGUGGAAAGGAGGGCCUGUUCCCGGGCAACUACGUGGAGGAGCUCUCCGAGGCAUAAAAUGCAGCAUCUGUUUUGCCCCCCCCCCCAACUCCCCCAGUCAUGCCACAGCACAAGCACCUACAGCAUGCAUGGGGCUGAUGGUGGUGAUUGUUGUGCAAAGGCCUUGCCACGAUCAGAUACAUGCACCGUUACCGCCACUUUUGUCUCGCUUCGUGCCCCUUGCUUGUUGUGCUUUUUUUCCCCUACGACCUCAUUUUCUGUUUGUCUGUUGCAUGUUGUUCUUCUUGACGCUGUGCUGUUGCCAGUGCUGUGUAUCUGCGCCAUUCCUUUGGACAUUCCGUGCCAUUCUGCUUGUGUUGCUCUCUCCACCUCCCCGCCCCACCCCUCUUCAACAGCGGCUCCGCCUGAGUUUACAUACGCACGCCAUCGCCAGCCCGCACACUUUUGUGUGAGAUUCAGCCCUUGUUUUUGUUCACUGCUCGAAUAAACGCAAGUCACGAGAAGAAGACAGCUGCGCAAAAC